GAAAGCUCCAGGACGGCCCACGAAGGGCCCAAGACGGCCCAAGAGAGUCCCCAAGACGGGCCUCCGUAGCCAUUUUGGCUCAAGCCAUCGAGGCUCAGGUCUCGUGGAUUACUUUCUUUCUCGUGGAUCACUCACUUUCUUCUCAGCUGUCCACGUCUAUCGUAUCGUCUUGCGGGCAUGUUGACAAACUACAUCAAUGUAGUAAUCGUUUGUUUGUCGACCGUGACGUCUAGCUUGAGGUUGAUGCCCAAUGGCGAACCCGAGGAAUGGGCGACGGCGUCUGCAGAGAUAUCCGCCAUGCGCGAGUCAUUGCCCAAUGUUUCAGCUCAGCAUUCACGGCUCGGGCGAACUAACAAAAGUGUCGCGAUAUUGCUUGUUGGCAUGCAGAAGCAUAUGCUGGUCGAAAGCAAGCUUAAACAUGUAGUAGAGCCGCUGUUGGCUCAAGGCUGGAAGGUUGAUGUGUUUGUGGAACUCGUUGCUCUCGGCAUCGAGCCUGGGUUUACGUGGAUUCCUGUUAAAGGGGAUACGGUAGCGGAAAGAGUCUCAGCAGUAUCGUCAAGGAUGGCCGACGAAUUUCUCAGUUUAUUCCAGCAGAAUUUGGAAAUGCGAGGUGCCCGUCUUGUCCAUGGCAAUCUCUUACAGGCAGACUACGACCUUACAGGCGACCUUGCGUCAGCGCAGGGUCUCGCGGGGCUCGGGCGGAUGAGCCAGUACAGUCCGUUCAGCAACAAUGAUUCCGUUCUGUCGCAAAACCAUCAAACAUUUGUGCUAAAGGAUUCUGUGAUAGGCCAGGCUGUGCUGAAGCGUUUCAAAGGAUUGCAGAAUUUAAUGAGUGUCGUUACGGCCACCAGCGAUUACGAUUUCGUUCUCGUGACACGGGACUCGGACCUUUGGCUACACAAGUUGGACCUCGAUUCUUUUGCAGGUCAAGUGCAGCAAGAUGCCCCGGUAGUGUACACAAAAGCAUGUUUACAGUGGCUUGGAGGCGUCAACGACAAGACCUUUUUGUUUAGCGGUUCGGCUUCCAAGAGAAUUUUGUCAACUUUGUAUAACGAUUUCUUUAACGAAACACACCAUGCUUUGGAUAAUUCCAGAAAUGCUGAGCUGUAUUGGAAACAACUUAUCACUCAAGUCCAUCGUGUGCGUUCGCGUCCGCAACACCCUUCCCGCAUCCCAACGGCAGACGCUCUCUGGCGUCUCGUUGAUGGGAGCAAACAUCUCUGCGUCAAGAGAAAGUACUUCUGCAAAGAGUUUAAUGCAGAGAAUACGGCGCCCAUGUGCCCACAAGUUCAUGACUAGACCGCAGAUCCCUUCGCAGAUUCUGGCUCUGGUGCUGCGUUCUGUGGGGUCAACGUUCUUUGUGUUUCGAGAGGGCAAGGUUAUCGACACGUUUUUCCUGGCUGCAUGCCACCCCUGGAGCGCGCCGCCGCGGCUGGCGAAUUAGAGGCACCGAUCGCAUACGUUGCUUUUUGCAGCCAAUGUCAUCAGAUGCUCGGGGAGCAGGACCUGGAUUCAACUGUCCAGCCCGAUUUGGCAGGUUUUGUAGUGAGGUGUCCAUGUUUUGCGACGGUGAUCGUGCCUUCCCCUUUCGCAGACUCUGCCACGCCAGCCAAUGCGAUCAGCAUUGCAGACGGGUCUGUCCAUCGAUGCUAGGUGAGAUAAUCCAUGUAUGGCGUUUGUAGGCCAGACGGUUAGCGUCUGUGGCCGCGCCUUCUUGUGGAUCUCGCCCGCAUUUGACAAGCCACGGGCUUGCCAUCCUGCGCUGACAACACCGUGCUCAAAAAACAA
Prorocentrum cordatum is the source of this 1788-nucleotide messenger RNA. Lineage: Eukaryota; Dinophyceae; Prorocentrales; Prorocentraceae. The record is from the annotation of a GenBank genome assembly.